Messenger RNA from Panicum virgatum (switchgrass), 953 nucleotides. RefSeq names its product probable glutathione S-transferase. Gene Ontology annotation, cellular component: cytoplasm. The record is from RefSeq and is a predicted model, not a curated record. Bases 56 to 742 code for a protein of 228 amino acids. Gene Ontology annotation, biological process: glutathione metabolic process. Lineage: Eukaryota; Viridiplantae; Streptophyta; Magnoliopsida; Poales; Poaceae. The transcript is spliced from 2 exons. Gene Ontology annotation, molecular function: glutathione transferase activity.
CAUCAGACUGAUCAAACCAGGCGAUCAAACACCACGGUCAACGAAGCAAGCGAACAUGAGCGGCAUGACGGUGAAGGUGAUCGGCGCUUUGGACAGCCCGUUCAGCCACCGCGCCGAGGUGGCCCUGCGCCUCAAGGGCGUGCCCUACGAGCUGAUCCUCGAGGACCUGCAGAACAAGAGCGAACUGCUGCUCAAGAGCAACCCCAUCCACAAGAAGGUGCCCGUGCUCCUCCACGCCGACCGUGCCGUCCCGGAGUCGCUCGUCAUCAUCGAGUACGUCGACGAGGCGUUCGAGGGGCCGCCGCUCCUGCCCGCCGACCCCUUCGACCGCGCCACCGCCCGAUUCUGGGGCCGCUUCCUCGACGACAAGUGCUCGAGGCCGUUCUGGCUGUCGCUGUGGACGGAGGGCGAGGUCCAGAAGGGGUUCGUGAAGGAGAUCAAGGAGAACCUGAAGCUCUUGGAGGGGCAGGUGAAGGGGAAGCGCUUCUUCGGAGGCGACGCCGUGGGCUACCUCGACAUCGCCGCCAGCGGGUUCGCGCACUGGCUGUCCGUGUUCGAGGAGGUCGCCGGCGUGAGCCUGGUCACCGAGGAGGAGUACCCGGACCUUUGCCGGUGGGCCAAGGAGUACGCCUCCCAGGAGGCGGUGAAGCAAUGCCUGCCGGACAGGGAGAAGCUGCUCGCCCAUUUCACCGCGAGGAAGGACUUCUUUGUGUCGACGGUGAAGUCAAUGGUGCCCAAGUAAUCAAGCGUGCGCUAGCUUGAACCAAAAAUAUAAAAUAAUCUGUCGAUGAAUGUUGAGUUACUAUUUGCGUUCAUGGAUAACGUAUUGCAAGCAAGCGGUCACGUAUGGUUGGCCGGAAUAACAAACGCAGCCGCCUUUUGUCUUGCGCGGGAUGCAUGAGUUUGGUUGCAACUUUGUUAAUUUGACUUGGUAUCAAAAGAACGCUUUCUUU